AUGGCAGCGGCACUCUGCUCUCCCCUUCUAGAAAAAAUAAAGGAAGAAAUUUCUGUUGUUAUGCAUGAGGCUCACAACACCAAGUUAAAACCACUACGUUCCCUAUAUCUGAGAAUGAUGACGAGCAAGGUAGUCAUAUAUUUGACAGUGAGGAACGUUCCUGCUUUGGGAUGCAACUAUGAUUUGUUUUUGCCUCUUAUGGAGAUGUUGAGGAAAUCUGAAAUGACUCUGUUCAACUGGACAAAGGUCACCCAAACCAAAGGAAUUGAUGGAAGCGAUGCUCUAGGCUAUGACCAUGAUAACUAA
Dovyalis caffra is the source of this 306-nucleotide messenger RNA. Lineage: Eukaryota; Viridiplantae; Streptophyta; Magnoliopsida; Malpighiales; Salicaceae. The record is from the annotation of a GenBank genome assembly.